CGGAAAAAGUCAGACUCAGUCGGGGAAUGUACCUCGUUGGACGUGCUGCGAACAAGUUUUCUGCAAGAAAUAUAACGUUAACGUUACCGUUAACUGAGAGAUGGAGACAACGGUGUACACUUCUGUUGUGAAAUAAAAGGAGACCAGGUGGACAUUUAACGGUUGGUGUCCUACAUUUGAACAUCUACUUCUCAUCACUGUGAUUUAAAUCAGUGACAGACCACACUACAGACUUCCAGACCUCCUAUACCAGCUUCCAGCCACUAUGACUUAGCUAACAGUAGCCCAGGCCCCUCCCCUGACCAUCCUUUCCUCUCAACCCCACUCUGUCUCUCCCGCUCACCCAGUUCUUCAUUUCCUCUCCUGAUGCGGUGAUUUUUGGUUCCACCACCAGCGGCGCCUUUUCUAACGCAAUGAGCAGCCUGCAGCAGCAGCAUCAUGGCAGCACAGGCUCAGAACGAGACCUUCACUCUGCUGCCUCAUCUGUUAGCCUCCCUUCAGUUAGAAAGACCCCCAAAAAACGCCGUCUGUCCCUCCACUCAUUGUUCAGUCGGCGACGCCGGCCUGACCGCGACCCCAAGCGCAAGUCCAGGCCUCUGCAGGCUGGAGCGGAAGGCAUUGUCAGCACAGAAAGCGUCCAGUCCGAGCCUGUCCAUGAUAAAACUUCUUCCCAAACUGCACUGACUGUAGCAUCGACCUCAUCAGUGUCAGAUCCUUCAGAGCUGCUGGAGUGCCCACUCUGCCUACUGCGCCAUGCACGCGAGCGCUUCCCAGACAUCAUGACCUGUCCCCACCGGUCCUGUGCAGACUGCCUGCGACAGUACCUGCGCAUUGAGAUCUCAGAGUCUCGUGUCAAUAUCUGCUGCCCCGAGUGCUCAGAGCGCCUUAAUCCCCACGACAUCCAGAUGAUCCUGGGGAACCGAGCACUCAUGGAGAAGUACGAGGAGUUCAUGCUGAGGAGGUGGCUAGUGGCCGAACCUGACUGCCGCUGGUGCCCGGCCCCCGACUGUGGUUACGCAGUCAUUGCGUUUGGCUGUGCCAGUUGCCCAAAGAUCACCUGUGGGCGUGAGGGCUGUGGGACAGAGUUCUGCUAUCACUGCAAACAGCUGUGGCAUCCCAACCAGACAUGUGACUCUGCACGGCAACAAAGGGCCCAAAGCCUCCGGUUGAGAAGUUUCAGGUCCUCCUCACUCAGCUACAGCCAAGAGAGUGGAGCAGCAGGUGAUGACAUCAAGCCCUGCCCUCGUUGUGCUGCCUACAUCAUCAAGAUGAAUGAUGGGAGCUGUAAUCACAUGACCUGUGCCGUCUGCGGCUGUGAGUUUUGCUGGCUGUGCAUGAAGGAGAUCUCUGACCUGCACUAUUUAAGUCCAUCAGGCUGCACCUUCUGGGGGAAGAAGCCCUGGAGCAGAAAGAAGAAGAUCCUGUGGCAGCUUGGCACGUUGGUGGGCGCACCCGUGGGCAUCGCCCUCAUUGCCGGCAUUGCCAUCCCUGCGAUGAUCAUUGGCAUCCCAGUUUAUGUGGGCAGGAAGAUCCAUAAUCGCUACGAGGGCAAGGACAUCUCUAAACACAAGAGGAACUUGGUAAUAGCUGGUGGUGUGACGCUGUCUGUGAUCGUGUCCCCUGUAGUCGCAGCGGUCACUGUCGGCAUUGGCGUCCCCAUCAUGCUGGCAUACGUCUACGGCGUUGUCCCAAUCUCACUGUGCCGGAGUGGCGGCUGUGGAGUGUCUACUGGCAAGGGCAAAGGGGUGCGAAUCGAGUUCGACGACGAAAAUGACAACAUAGGUAGCGGGGCAGCAGCCACAGACACAACCUCUGUGGCAGAGACUCGGCUCAACAAUCCCAGCCUCGGAGAUGGAGCGAGUGUCGGUGGCCUGACGGGCCUGAGCCUCAGUGUCAGCGGGAGCCACAUGGAACGCUGCGGCAUGAGCUCCACUCAGCGGGACAACAUGAGUGACAAUGUCAGCACCACGGCCCUCGCUGGGACCAGCAUCACAGGCAGCCUCUCUGGCAGCUGCUACAACAGAAUGGAAGUGCAGGCUGAUGUCCAGAAGGAGCGCUGCAGUCUGAGCGGGGAGUCAGCCACUGUAAGUCUUGGGACAAUCAGUGACAACGCAAGCACAAAAGCCAUGGCAGGUUCCAUCCUCAGUGCCUACAUGCCUCUGGAAAGAGACAAUAGUCUGGACAUCCAGGCAGACUUGGAAUCCAAACAGGAGAAGAUGAGGCACUGCAGCGCCAGCAGCAGCCUGGAUGAAGCCAGCUGUAGCAGUAGCACCGCUGGCCUUAAAGAUGCUAGCGGUGGUAUGUGCUCAUGCCCGGCCACCUGCUGCUGUGCGGAGCACGACAACCACUGCUGUCCCUCGUCCCCCUGGUCAAAGGAACCCUCCACUUCAGGGGCCAAGAAGAGCAGAGGAAAGCUUUGGAAAACCGCUAGCAGCAGCAAAGGAGACAAAAAAAUAAACGAGACACAAGGAGAAAUAGAUGCUCAGCUCCUGGAGCAGCGCAGCACCAACUCCUCUGAGUUUGAUUCACCAUCUCUGAGCGGCAGCCUGCCCUCAGUGGCCGACUCACACUGUAGCCACUUCUCAUCAGAGCUCAGCUGCUCCGACCCUGAAACCUCAAGACCGGCUCAUCCACCCUGCUCCGGCCCAAUGGACCCCCACCCUCAUCAUCCCUCCAACAACUCCAAUGACAUCACCAUCACACCCAUGCCUGAGGUGGAGAAUGACCGCCUGGAGCAUUAUCUGCCUCUGAGUAGCCACGCUGCCUUCACCCACCACCUGCUAUCAUCAUCGCCAGCUGCUUCACCAAAAGAGGGAAGUAGCGGGGCGUUUCUAUACAUCAGUGAGGAGAGGGGAGGCGCCAUCACAGACACAGAGCCAGACAAGGACGACAAAAUAAAAGAGACCAGCAAAAACACUGCCGCGCAGCCUGUAAGCCCAACAAGGAGCCACUGUAUACAAACUGAUAUUUAAAGGAACUCACAUGUUCUUUGCGUGUUGGCAAUGCUACCACUAGUAGCUCAGUUAGCCUUAACACCUAAUUUCACUCUUAGGUAACACCCCCCCCCCCCCAUCAUCUUGGGAAUCUGGUCAGGUUUAAGGCUAUAAGUUCAAGUCUAAUUAUAUUUUGAUUUGCUGUAGAGCCAGGCAGGAAUAUUAUGUGAAUGUCAGUCUAUAAAGUUACAGAGGGUCAGAGUCUAAGUUGGAGUGAGAAUUGUGACUUAAGUAAAUGGUAAAGGCAGAUCAGCGGGUUCUGUUUUUCAGUGACAGAGCAAGCAAGAUGUGUGAACCAGAGGUUUCAGCCGUUUGUUGAAGCGCCAUCUGGAGCAGCAAGGCCUAUAGUAGGUGGAGUUGAAUGUAUUUGGACAGGUUGUAAUGUCGGUUAUCCAGGUGAUCUGCGAAGCUUGACUCCUGAAUGAUGUUCUAAAUCCAAGUUUAAGGCAGAUCUUAACCUUUUCCUAAUGUUUACGAAAAGCAGACGUAAUAAAGCUGGUUAGAAGAGCAAGUAAAAUGUUUGAUAUUAUUUCUAAUAGAAAGUUGAGCUGCUAUCCUAAAGCCUGAACAUAUCCUCCCUCGUGACAUCCGCAAUAAUCUGGUUUGGCUGAAUAAGGGAUGGAUAUGUCAUCACUGUGGUCCACCACUGUGCCACCAGUUCAUUUGGUGGCUUCUUAAAACGGCAUGAGAAACACCACAGGAUUGUUGAACCUGAGAGGGACCAGUCCGUACAGUAGCACAUUUUAUUUUUCCAUAAUCAUCCAUAAGAAAAAAUAUUAUUGUUGAUUUUGUUUAAAAUGUGACUCCUGUUUUUUGUGUUCUUUUGUCUUAUGCUUAUUUUUAUUUUCCAUUUUGGGAAAGUUGUUUUUAAAGCCCAGUGUUGGGUCCAAACCUGUUAGUAUGAUCAGAUGGAAAAUAGUGUUUACUAUUCAAAACGUAGCCCUUUUCAAACAUUGUGGAUUUGAGACAGCGGCUGUCUUCACAAGCCUCGGUCUGCCCGGGUGAAAUAAUAGUUUUGUUUGUGGUUGCAGCUUUGCAAAUGUAAUCAAGUCUUCACUGCAACUUUUUAGUGUAUUAUGGUAUUAUUUAAGGUAUAUUAAAGAAAGGGAAUUUUAAGUUAUUCCUUGUAAACGUAAA
Etheostoma cragini (Arkansas darter) is the source of this 4130-nucleotide messenger RNA. RefSeq names its product E3 ubiquitin-protein ligase RNF19A-like. Gene Ontology annotation, cellular component: ubiquitin ligase complex; cytoplasm. Gene Ontology annotation, biological process: ubiquitin-dependent protein catabolic process; protein polyubiquitination; positive regulation of proteasomal ubiquitin-dependent protein catabolic process. The record is from RefSeq and is a predicted model, not a curated record. The coding region runs from base 414 to 2972 and encodes 852 amino acids. The transcript is spliced from 10 exons. Gene Ontology annotation, molecular function: zinc ion binding; ubiquitin conjugating enzyme binding; ubiquitin protein ligase activity. NCBI's taxonomy places the organism in Eukaryota, Metazoa, Chordata, Actinopteri, Perciformes, Percidae.